AUGCCUGCCCACUCCAAGCCGGCGGUCAUAGGGCCAUGGGGAAAGGCGACGGCCGGUGCUGCUGGUGCUGUUGUUGCCAACGCCUUGGUGUAUCCCCUCGACAUUGUCAAGACCCGGCUGCAGGUGCAGGUGAAGCAGACCAUCGAGGAUGACGAGAAAGGCAAAGAGGUCACCACCACCAGCUCCAGUGUGACACCACAUUACGCCUCCACCUGGGAUGCCAUGACCAAGAUCGUCCAGCAGGACGGUGUCCUCGGCCUGUAUGCCGGCAUCAACGGCGCCCUGAUCGGUGUCGCCUCGACCAACUUUGCCUACUUUUACUGGUACUCCAUCGUGCGGGCGCUGCAUGAGCGUACCGCCAAGUCCGGCGCGUCGCCGUCCACCGCCGUCGAGCUGUCACUUGGCGCCACUGCCGGUGCCAUUGCGCAGAUCUUCACCAUCCCCGUGGCCGUCGUCACCACGCGCCAGCAGACGCAGUCCAAGGAGGAGCGAAAGGGCCUGCUCGCCACCGCCAAGGAGGUCAUCGAGAGCGAGGAUGGCGUCUCUGGCCUGUGGCGCGGCCUCAAGGCCAGCCUCGUCCUCGUCGUCAACCCGGCCAUUACCUACGGCGCCUACGAGCGGUUAAAACAGGUCUUGUUUCCUGGCAGGAGUAGCCUCCGGCCAUGGGAGGCUUUUGUCCUGGGCGCCAUGUCCAAGGCCCUGGCCACUAUUGCUACGCAACCCCUUAUUGUGGCAAAGGUUGGCCUGCAGUCCAAGCCACCACCGGCUCGGAAUGGCAAGCCGUUCAAGAGCUUUGUCGAGGUGAUGCAGUUUAUCAUUGCCAACGAGGGCCCACUCGGCCUGUUCAAGGGCAUCGGCCCCCAAAUUCUCAAAGGCCUCUUGGUCCAGGGCUUCUUAAUGAUGGCCAAGGAGAGGAACGAGAAAAAGACAGUCGCCAUGGCCAAAUCCAAGAACUCGUCGCAACACAACCAGUCGCGCAAGGCGCACCGGAACGGCAUCAAGAAGCCGAAGACGUCUCGCUACCCGUCGCUGAACGGUACCGACCCCAAGUUCCGGAGAAACCACAGACAUGCUCUGCACGGCACUGCCCGCGCUCUGAAGGAGUUUAAGGAGGGCAAGCGGGAGUCGGCAUAA
This is a messenger RNA of Grosmannia clavigera kw1407, 1134 nucleotides long. Its product is annotated as peroxisomal carrier. Gene Ontology annotation, cellular component: ribosome. The transcript is spliced from 7 exons. Bases 1 to 1134 code for a protein of 377 amino acids. Gene Ontology annotation, biological process: translation. The record is from RefSeq and is a predicted model, not a curated record. Lineage: Eukaryota; Fungi; Ascomycota; Sordariomycetes; Ophiostomatales; Ophiostomataceae. Gene Ontology annotation, molecular function: structural constituent of ribosome.